This is a messenger RNA of Dermacentor albipictus, 630 nucleotides long. Its product is annotated as putative nuclease HARBI1. The record is from RefSeq and is a predicted model, not a curated record. NCBI's taxonomy places the organism in Eukaryota, Metazoa, Arthropoda, Arachnida, Ixodida, Ixodidae.
AUGGCCGCUCCUAUUGUCGCGCUUUUGCAGUCUCUCGGGCAGCCUCGGCGACGCAUCUUUCUUGACGCAUAUGACGAGCUUACAGAGGAAGAGUUCCGCGAGCACUUCAGGCUCUGGAAGAGCACUGUGCGGUGGCUCUGCGAGCAAUUGGCAGGCGCCAUCGGUGGCCUUCAGACCGGUGGCAUCACGACGCAAGACAAGGUGCCUUGUGCUCUCCGUUUCUUCGCGACGGGGAGCUUCCAAAGAUCCAUCGGCAGCGAAGAAUUCGUAUCCAUGGGGCAGGCUUCCGUGAGCGAGAGCAUUCACGCUGUUGCGGAAGCAAUAACCAUGGUGGGCCGGCAACAGGGUUGGGUGAGCUUACCGUUGACAACGGCCGACAAGGCUAGUGCAAAGGCGGCUUUUGUGGAUCGCGGCUGCAUUCCCGGUGUAGUGGCCUGUGUCGACGGGACGCUCAUAGCGAUCAAACAGCCUGAAGGACUCAGUCCGGGCGAGACUGCAUGCUUCAUGUCAAGAAAAGGGUUCUACGCAUUUAAUACCAUGAUCGUUGCCCGUGAUGCCAAUGUGGCCCGGUAUGCAGAUGAUGGUUUGGGUGGUGAAGUCGUCAGGGUCCUCCUUGAGUAUUCCGGCUAG